UUACCUGUGAAUAAUCCUGAAACAUCCCGGAUUAGCGGGAACUUCUGUGCUCACAUCCAAACUUCCCGCAUUGACUCACGCUCUGUGAGGUCAGAGCGCGAGCCCCGCUGUGUCUGUGACGCAGCAGCACCGAAUAAGUUCCGUCAGAUGUGACGGAAUGACCGGAAAACCCCGCGCGGAAGCAUAAAAACGAGAAAGCGGCUGGAAUGAAAGUUCAGAGAGAGUCCGAGCAGCUGCACGGCAGACACGCACCGAAACAGGGACACCCACGGACCCGCAGACAUGAACGCGUUCACAGUUGUUGCCCUGCUGCACUGCUGCCUGUUAGCAGCGCUGGUUCAAUCGGCUCCCGUCAGCUCGCCGUCCAACCCGUCGCAGACGUUCAAAGAGGCGGUCGAGCGAGUGAUGAGGCUGGUGGAGAAAAUCCGGAAAGACGUCCGCUCCGUGCACGGCAGCAUCAUCAACAUUGACGGUUUUACCCUCGACCCCUCCAGUCAGACCGGAGAGCUGGAGAUGAAGAGGAUAAACCUGGGAAUCCCUGACCCCCCCGUCCUCAAAGAGCUGUCCGAACAGUUCACAGCGGACAUGUGUGUGAGCCGUAUGCUGGCGGCCGGCCGGCUGUACCAGGGGCUGCUGGUAGAUUUGUCUCGCAGACUGGGGGGACUGGAGGCCCUGAGUGCUGAACUGAGAGACCUGGUGACCCACAUCAACCAGAUGAAGGACGCGGCUCAGCUGAGCAGUGACUCUUUGGAUCAGAGCAGCCUGGACUUGACUUUGAAUCUCCAUGGCAACUACGAUGUCCAGGUGGCAGCCCACCUGACGCUGUGCCAGCUGCUCGAGUUCUGUCACGACCUGAUCCGCAGCCUCAGAAACAUGGCCGAAACACAGAUGGCUCGUGGGACGCGCUAAGCCCCGCCCACUGCAGGAUCAGAGCUGCUAGCACGAUUCAGGGGAGAGACUUUAUCGAUCGUGGAGUUGUUGACACUGUUUGUCUCAUCAUCAUCACCUCCUGACGAGCGCCCGCCUCCGUGAUGCAGCGGGACUAAAGACUGAUAGAUGACACACAGGAAGUUUAUCCCUCGUCUUCAGCAGCUUCAGGAUCAGCCAACACGCUUUAUUGUGAAGGCGGCCUGUUGGAGCUCCGUUUCCUGCUUUGUGUGUCGCAGCACGUCGAAGCGCUCUAUCGUCCCGGGAUCAGCUGGGAACACACAGCAGGAAUGUGAUGAAUGUGUGCCCGAUCAUACUGGUGCAGAAGAAGAAGAAGGAGCCGGCUGCAGGUCCAGACCUGCUUCACGCCCGAGGUUAUUCUCACCUGCAGACGCUGGAGAAGGAAAAAACAGCGUCAUCAUCUGAACCCGAACUCCACAGCCGAUCGACUUCUGUCCCGUUUCAGUUCUAAUCAGCUUCAGUGAAACAUCUGGAGCGUUCACCACAAACUCUCAGGGCCAUUUUUUACUGUUCACUGUACAGAAAACAAUCAAAUCAAGUUUGAAACGUGUCUUAAUGAGGUCACUUCCUGCUGUUAUUACUUUAGAGUAAAAGCUCCUUCAGUUGAACCUGAUGGUACAGCUUUUAUUUUGAAGCCGCAGCAGGAAAUGACCUGGCAAG
Messenger RNA from Pundamilia nyererei, 1608 nucleotides. RefSeq lists its product as uncharacterized. Gene Ontology annotation, molecular function: cytokine activity. The coding region runs from base 283 to 909 and encodes 208 amino acids. The transcript has 5 exons. Gene Ontology annotation, biological process: positive regulation of myeloid cell differentiation. NCBI's taxonomy places the organism in Eukaryota, Metazoa, Chordata, Actinopteri, Cichliformes, Cichlidae. The record is from RefSeq and is a predicted model, not a curated record.